Messenger RNA from Drosophila eugracilis, 840 nucleotides. RefSeq names its product 39S ribosomal protein L46, mitochondrial (gene mRpL46). Gene Ontology annotation, cellular component: mitochondrial large ribosomal subunit. The transcript has a single exon. The record is from RefSeq and is a predicted model, not a curated record. The coding region runs from base 11 to 787 and encodes 258 amino acids. Lineage: Eukaryota; Metazoa; Arthropoda; Insecta; Diptera; Drosophilidae. Gene Ontology annotation, molecular function: structural constituent of ribosome.
AGAAUUAAACAUGUUGCGUCGUUUUGUGCAAGUGGGUGCCCGGCAGCUGAGCCGAAGCCAAUCAUCUACUGCAGUCGCUGAAAGGUGGGAUCUGUUCGCCGGAGUACUCGUUGAACGCCUUCCUGUGGUCUCCAAGUCGCUAAGUCCUCUAGAGAAACAGUUUCAGGACAUGCUGUGGCGAGUGGAGUACGAGGGCAGCCUUAAGUCCGAUCACGAGCUAAAGCACGAGCGAGAAAUCGUCCAGGCGGAUCUGAUCAAGCAGGGCAAAGUUCAGGUCGAUCUGGAGGACAGCGGCUCCAAGCAGACGGCUCAGGAUCUUAAGGAUGCUUACGUAGAGGAACUAAAAAAAUUUCAGCUGGGCUCCCGCACCACGCCCGAUGACAAGGCCAACAGAACCAGUUCUACUGACCGCUGUCUGGAGGAAACGCUCUACCUAUUGAUCCAGCAGAAACUCGGCCAGCAAGAGCACCUUGUCCUGCCCCAAGGCAAGAGGGAAGAGGGCGAGUCCAUGCGGCAGACAGCGGAACGAGUGCUCCGCGAGAAGUGCGGCCAAGACCUGCAGGUUCUUUUUUAUGGUAACGCCCCAGUAGGCUACCACAAGUACAAGUAUCCCAGCAACCAGCGGACAGAGAGCGUCGGAGCCAAGGUGUUCUUCUACAGAGCAUCCCUACGCUCUGGGCAGGUGGCGGAAAAGGUAGCCAAGUUCGAGUGGCUGCCCAAGGACGAGCUCAAUGGAAAGCUGACAAAUGCAGCUUAUGCGGAAAGCAUUAGCAAGUUUUUGUUGUAAUCGUAAUUUUUAAAUCUGUUUUGAUAUCUAACGAAUAAAUAAAUAAAAUAUUA